This is a messenger RNA of Lagenorhynchus albirostris (white-beaked dolphin), 4556 nucleotides long. RefSeq names its product DNA polymerase gamma, catalytic subunit (gene POLG). Bases 323 to 4102 code for a protein of 1259 amino acids. Lineage: Eukaryota; Metazoa; Chordata; Mammalia; Artiodactyla; Delphinidae. Gene Ontology annotation, cellular component: gamma DNA polymerase complex; mitochondrion. Gene Ontology annotation, biological process: mitochondrial DNA replication. The record is from RefSeq and is a predicted model, not a curated record. The transcript has 23 exons. Gene Ontology annotation, molecular function: DNA binding; DNA-directed DNA polymerase activity; 3'-5' exonuclease activity.
AGUGAGCGGGGCGCAGACGGGAAGUUGCGGCUGCCAGCGAGGCGGACUGCUUCGGUGCAGGCCACACGCCACCCCGAGGCUGCAUAGGCCGCGCGGAGGGAGACGCCGCGUCGCCGGCCUGGGGUCGGGAGCCGCAGACCAGGAAGCACCGGGCGGACUGAGGAUUUGUGGGUGGAAGGCAGGCAUGGUCAGAACCAUUUCACUGACAGGAAAACAGAGACAGGACGUGUCUCUCUCCACGUCUCUCAGCCAGUAGAAGCUGCCAAGCUGGAGCCCAAAGCCAGGUGUGCUGACUCCCAGCGGGGGGCUCCCUGCACCAACCAUGAGCCGCCUGCUCUGGAGGAAGGUGGCCGGCGCCACCGUCGGGCCAGGGCCGGUUCCAGCUCCGGGGCGUUGGGUCUCCAGCUCCGCCUCCGGCCCCGUCCCCAGCGACGGGCAGCCGCAGCCGCCGCAGCCGUCGCCGCCGCCGCGGCCAGUGCCGUCCUCGGAGGGCGGGCAGCUGCGGCACAACCCAUUGCACAUCCAGAUGCUCUCGAGAGGGCUUCACGAGCAAAUCUUCGGGCACGGCGGGGAGAUGCCCGGCGAGGCCGCGGUGCGCCGCAGCGUCGAGCACCUGCAGAAGCACGGGCUCUGGGGGCAGCCGGCCGCGCCCUUGCCCGACGUGGAGCUGCGCCUGCCGCCCCUCUACGGGGGCAGCCUGGACCAGCACUUCCGCCUCCUGGCCCAGAAGCAGAGCCUGCCCUACCUGGAGGCGGCCAACUUGUUAUUGCAGGCCCAGCUGGCCCCCCGGCCCCCGAGCUGGGCCUGGGCGGAGGGCUGGACCCGGUACGGCCCCGCGGGGGAGGCCGAACCCGUGGCCAUCCCCGAGGAGCGGGCCCUGGUGUUCGACGUGGAGGUCUGCUUGGCAGAGGGAACUUGCCCCACAUUGGCGGUGGCCAUAUCCCCCUCGGCCUGGUAUUCCUGGUGCAGCCGGCGGCUGGUGGAAGAGCGUUACUCUUGGACCAGCCAGCUAUCGCCGGCUGACCUCAUUCCCCUGGAGGUCCCUGCCAGUGCCGGCGGCCCCACCCAGCGAGACUGGCAGGAGCAGUUAGUGGUGGGGCACAACGUGUGCUUCGACCGGGCCCAUAUCAGGGAGCAGUACCUGAUCCAGGGCUCCCACAUGCGCUUCCUGGACACCAUGAGCAUGCACAUGGCCAUCUCAGGGCUAAGCAGCUUCCAGCGCAGUCUGUGGAUGGCAGCCAAGCAGGGCAAGCGCAAGGCCCGGCACCCCACACAGCGAGGCCAGAAAUCCCAGAGCAAAGCCAACGGCCCAGCGAUCUCAUCCUGGGACUGGCUAGACAUCAGCAGUGUCAAUAAUCUGGCAGACGUGCACAGCCUCUACGUGGGGGGGCCUCGCUUAGAGAAGGAGCCCCGCGAGCUGUUUGUCAAGGGUAGCAUGAAGGACAUCCGUGAGAACUUCCAGGACCUGAUGCAGUACUGUGCCCAGGACGUGUGGGCCACCUAUGAGGUUUUCCAGCAGCAGCUACCGCUCUUCUUGGAGAGGUGUCCCCACCCGGUGACUCUGGCUGGCAUGUUGGAGAUGGGUGUCUCCUACCUGCCCGUCAACCAGAACUGGGAGCGUUACCUGGCGGAGGCACAGAGCACCUACGAGGAGCUCCAGUGGGAGAUGAAGAAGUCACUGAUGGACCUGGCCAACGAUGCCUGCCAGCUGCUCUCAGGAGAGAGGUACAAAGAAGAUCCCUGGCUCUGGGACCUAGAGUGGGACCUGCAGGAAUUUAAGCAGAAGAAGGCAAAGAAGGUGAAGACGAAGGAGCCGGCCGCAGCCAGCAAGUUGCCUGUCGAGGGGCCCAAGGCUCCUGGGGAUCCCAAGGAUCAGGAAGACCCUGGCCCCCCCAGUGAGGAGGAGGAGUUUCAGCGAGAUGUCAUGGCCCGCGCCUGCUUGGAGCAGCUCAGGGGGACCACAGAGCUCCUGCCUAAGCGGCCCCAGCACCUUCCUGGGCACCCAGGGUGGUAUCGGAAGCUCUGUCCCCGGCUAGAUGACCCUGCGUGGACCCCAGGCCCCAGUCUCCUCAGUCUCCAGAUGCGCGUCACACCUAAACUCAUGGCGCUGACCUGGGACGGCUUCCCUCUGCACUACUCGGAGCGGCAUGGCUGGGGAUACCUGGUGCCCGGGCGGCGGGACAACCUGGCUAAGGUGCCACCAGGCAGCGGCCUAACGUCGGCUGGGGUGGCCUGCCCCUACACAGCCAUCGAGUCCCUGUACAGGAAGCACUGUCUUGAACAGGGGAAGCAGCAGCUGGAGCCGCAGGAGGCAGACCUGGCUGAGGAGUUCCUGCUCACCGACAGCAGCACCAUGUGGCAGACGGUGGAAGAAAUGGGCUGCUUAGAAGUGGAGGCCGAGGCCAGGAUGGAGAACUUGCGAGUGGCAGUUCCAGGUCAACCCCCAGCUCUGCUUACCUGCUUGCCAUUUCAGGCCCUUUUCCCACCCCCUACCCCAUGGCCCUCGCUGAAUGCAGGUGCUGGAGCAGGGCCUGAUCUAGGUGUGUGGCCCCCACAGACUGCUGCUGGUGGCCCAAAAGCCAGCCAGCCAGCUUAUCACCAUGGCAACGGACCCUACAAUGAUGUGGAUAUCCCCGGCUGCUGGUUCUUCAAGCUGCCUCACAAGGAUGGUAACAGCUGCAAUGUGGGCAGCCCCUUUGCCAAAGACUUCCUGCCCAAGAUGGAGGACGGCACCCUGCAGGCUGGCCCAGGAGGUGCCAGUGGGCCCCGUGCCUUGGAAAUCAACAAAAUGAUUUCUUUUUGGAGGAAUGCCCAUAAACGUAUCAGCUCCCAGAUGGUGGUGUGGCUGCCCAGGUCAGCUCUGCCCCGUGCUGUGACCAGGCACCCACACUAUGAUGAGGAAGGCCGCUAUGGGGCCAUCCUGCCCCAGGUUGUGACCGCUGGCACCAUCACUCGACGGGCUGUAGAGCCCACAUGGCUCACUGCCAGCAAUGCCCGGCCUGACCGAGUAGGCAGUGAGUUGAAGGCCAUGGUGCAGGCCCCGCCCGGCUACAUCCUCGUGGGUGCUGAUGUGGACUCACAGGAGCUGUGGAUUGCAGCUGUGCUUGGAGACGCCCACUUUGCCGGCAUGCAUGGCUGCACAGCCUUUGGGUGGAUGACACUGCAGGGCAGGAAGAGCAGGGGCACCGAUCUACACAGUAAGACAGCUGCCACAGUGGGCAUCAGCCGUGAGCACGCCAAGGUCUUCAACUAUGGCCGCAUCUACGGGGCCGGGCAGCCUUUCGCUGAGCGCCUGCUAAUGCAGUUCAACCACCGGCUCACGCAGCAGGAGGCAGCUGAGAAGGCCCGACAGAUGUAUGCGGUCACCAAGGGCCUCCGCAGGUAUCGGCUGUCAGAUGAGGGCGAGUGGCUGCUGAGGGAGUUGGACCUCCCUGUGGACAGGACCGAGGAUGGCUGGGUUUCCCUGCAGGAUCUACGCAAGAUCCAGAGAGAAGCUUCUAGGAAAUCACAAUGGAAGAAGUGGGAGGUGGUUGCUGAACGAGCCUGGAUGGGGGGCACAGAGUCAGAAAUGUUCAAUAAGCUGGAGAGCAUUGCGAUGUCUGACACACCAUGUACCCCGGUGCUGGGCUGCCGCAUCACCCGAGCCCUGGAGCCCUCUGCUGUCCAGGGGGAGUUUAUGACCAGCCGUGUGAACUGGGUGGUGCAGAGCUCCGCUGUGGACUACUUACACCUCAUGCUUGUGGCCAUGAAGUGGCUGUUUGAGGAGUUUGCCAUUGAUGGGCGCUUCUGCAUCAGCAUCCACGAUGAGGUUCGCUACCUGGUGCGGGAGGAGGACCGCUACCGCGCUGCCCUUGCCCUGCAGAUCACCAACCUCUUGACCAGGUGCAUGUUUGCCUACAAGCUGGGUCUGAAUGACUUGCCCCAGUCAGUCGCCUUUUUCAGUACAGUCGAUAUCGACCAGUGCCUCAGGAAGGAAGUGACCAUGGAUUGUAAAACCCCUUCCAACCCAACUGGGAUGGAAAGGAGAUACGGGAUUCCCGAGGGUGAAGCACUGGAUAUUUACCAGAUAAUUGAACUCACCAAAGGCUCCCUGGAAAAAUGAAGCCAGCCUGGACCAUAGCUCUGUCUGGAGGCUCUGUAUUUGCUCCCGUGGAGCUUCAUCGGGGCAGUGCAGGCUCCUAAACUCAGGCUUUCAGCUGUGCUUUUUUUGCAAAAGGGCUUGCCUAAGGGCAGCCAUUUUUCAGUAGCAGGACCUGCCAAGAAUGAUUGCCUCUCACUGAUGGUGCAAUUAGUUCAGAACCAAGAUGCCAACACUGGUGCAGGCUGUAGGACAAGGGGGCAUUGUUGCUUGCUGGGUGAAAAGAAAGCAGAAGCCCCAAAGUUCACAUUAACUCAGGCGUUUCAUUUAUUUUUUCCUUUUCUUCUUGGCUGGUUCUUUGUUCUGUCCCUCAUGCUCUGAUGCAGUGCCCUAGGGGAGAGAAGUAACGCUCUAAAUGUGAUAAGCCUGCUCGGAGGCAGUGGAAAUAAAAACAAAGAUCCUCUAUCUUCUCAUCAAA